Messenger RNA from Pseudophryne corroboree (corroboree frog), 5342 nucleotides. It is a transcript of the gene VWCE, whose product is annotated as von Willebrand factor C and EGF domains. The transcript is spliced from 31 exons. Gene Ontology annotation, molecular function: protein binding; calcium ion binding. NCBI's taxonomy places the organism in Eukaryota, Metazoa, Chordata, Amphibia, Anura, Myobatrachidae. Bases 452 to 4519 code for a protein of 1355 amino acids. The record is from RefSeq and is a predicted model, not a curated record.
CCUAUCCCAUCAAAUUCAUCAGCAGAGCUGAGAGGGAGAAAGUGAGUCAAAGGAAAGAGAGCUGUAGAGGGAGGAUGGAGCGUUUUAGAAGGUGAUAGCCUGGGAUGGAUGGCAUGCUGCUAAAGGCACUUAUACAUAACUUAGGGAAGUAAAGCAGGAGACAAGGGGAAAGCAGCAUCAAAUUAGAGAUAGGAGAUAGACAAGUCGGGAGGGGGAGAGAGUGACAUAGCGGGGACACAGAUAACUAGAGAGCUAGAAAGGGGCAGUGAGUGCAGCUGGGGAGAAAAUAAGAAAUGCAUUCAGAAGAUAAAGAGGAGUAAAGGAAAAGAAAACAUUGUUUAAAGACUUUUGCAGUAGAAGUGACAGUGACAAGAGAAACAGACUGGAGACAGCGCAGGGAGAUACCACUCACUAUUGGCCACUGGAUUUGGGUCUGGUUCGAGCACGCGUCAUGGUCCCAUUUUGGAUGAGGGUGUCCUUCAUCCUCUUACUGACUUCUGGAAGAGAAGGGAGAAUUUAUAAUGGGAGGAAGAAGCCGCCAGCACUGACAGCACAGAGACUGCGUUCUGGACCUCACGUCUGUUUCUCAGGUAUGGGUAGUGGAUGCUGCCCAGGGUGGACAGUUUCACCAGGCACUGGACUAUGCCUUCAGCCCCUGUGCUCAUAUGGAUGUGGAAGUGGGUUCUGUAUCGCCCCCAAUGUGUGCUCCUGCAGAGAUGGGCAUCAAGGUGUCACAUGUACAGAUCACUACACUGGUGAACACGAGAAAGAAUUUGAAGGUUUUUCUUUGAACUGUUUAUCUGCAAUGUGUGAUCAAGGCUGCAAAGUGAUUCACGGCAAUGCUGUGUGUAGCUGUCUGCAUGGUUACUCUCUCGGAAAGGAUGGUAAAAGUUGUUAUGAUGUAGAUGAAUGCUCCCGAUCUCAAACAUCAAGUCUUUGUCAACAGCAAUGCAAAAAUAACAUAGGAAGCUACAGAUGCCUUUGUUACUAUGGAUAUCAGAUUUCUCCCAAUGGGCGUUCAUGUCUACCAAUAAAACACCCCAACACAAUUGCUGCUUCUGCGCUUUGUGGAGAGUAUGGCUGUGAGCUAGCCUGUAACGAUGGAGGCUGUGAACAUGUUUCUCGAGUGUGUCCUGUGGGAUUCAGAAUGACAGAAACGACUAAUGGAGUAACCUGCACAGACAUCGAUGAAUGUGCAGCAUCUUCCUGUGAGGGGACGUGCCUCAAUACUGAAGGAGGCUAUAUGUGUGACUGUGGAUCCGGCCUGAAGCUUGCUGCUGACAGAAGAAGUUGUUUGGAUAUUGAUGAGUGCUCGUCCCAUAGAUCCAUUUGUACGCAGAGAUGUAAAAACUUUCAUGGGAGUUACAGGUGUUUGUGUGAUGCUGGGUUCACGCUACAGAGCAAUGGACGCACUUGUGCAGAUAUUAACGAAUGUCGACGGCCGGGAACAGCUCAUCUGUGCCAGCACUUCUGUCGCAACACACAUGGUAGCUUCUUCUGUUCAUGUCGGACUGGUUUUGCGCUUAGUGCAGACAGAGUGUCAUGUGUUGAUGUGAACGAGUGCCUGGAGAAUGCCACCUUAUGCUACUCUGGUAGUUGUAUUAAUACACUGGGAUCGUAUGUCUGCUCCUGUCCUGCCGGUUUUCUGUCAAUCAGUGGGGGUUGCUUAGCAGUUCCUCCUGAGACACAGACCGCUAGCUUCCUACAGGCAGUGCACAGCGACUGGGCACUUCUAAAGCCAACAUCGUCAAUGCCUCUAAGGCUAGGAACUCCGACCUUCAGUGCAUCUCAGACUAUGAUGCCCAUUACCAUAUUAACACAAGAAGUAUUUACGACAAAAUCUACCUCAAAACCACAAACUACAACAACAAAUCUUGAUCCUCUGCCACCACCUCAGCAUCUGAAAACGGGUCAUUUGCAAAAAUCCUCAGGGAUCUCUCACAUGCCUCUAAAAGAAAACAUAAUAAUGCCAACUGGAACUCCUACUGCGAUGGGCACAAAUGCCUCAUGUUGGCAUAACAAGGAACUGAGACUAUCAGGAAGCUCUUGGACAGAACCAGAAUGUUUAGAAUGCACUUGUCAGGAAGGGAUGGUAUCGUGUGAAAAAAGAGUGUGCAACCCAAGCUGCUCGCAUCCUGUUUUGCACCCAGACAGCUGCUGCCCAUCAUGUGAUGGGUGCUUGUUUGAAGGGACAGUGAGAGCAGAUGGAGAACUUUUUCCUAAUUCUCCAGACAAUUGUACCAUUUGUAUCUGUUUGGCUGGAAAUAUCACCUGUAUCCCCCCUGUGUGUCCUUCUCUCUCAUGCGCUGAACCCUACAUGUUGGAUUGCUGUCUGCAAUGCCCAGAUAGCUGUGAAUUCCAAGGAAGCAUUUAUCCCCACGGUGCCAAAUUUAGCCGGGAUGAAAACGGAUGCACAUCAUGCUUGUGUCAGAAUGGAGCAGUAGAAUGCUCAUUUGUCCCGUGUCCUAGUCUAGAGUGUCCUAGAGAGGACUGGGUGUUGGAGACUGGACAAUGUUGCUUCAAAUGCCAGGAUCCACUGGAGAGUACAGGAUGCCCCUUUGAUGACAAUGGAAUUGAAAUUCCAGUUGGUCAAAUAUGGUCUCCAGGAGAUCCCUGUUCAAUCUGCAUUUGCCAGGCAGACGGCUCCAUUGUGUGUAGAAAAACAGACUGUGUGGAGACCUGCCCUCACCCCAUCCCAGUGCCUGGACAGUGUUGCCCUGACUGCUCAGCAGGUUGCUCUUAUGGAAGAAAGACAUUCAAGAACAAUGAAAGCUUUCCAUCCUCUACAGACUCUUGUCUCACUUGUAUUUGCCUGAUGGGCACAGUAGCUUGUUCUCCAGUUGAAUGUGCUCCCAGCUGCACCUACCCGUUCCAUGAUGAAGGAGAUUGUUGCCCUGUGUGUCGAGACUGCACAUACGAUGGGAGGAAAGUGUUAAACAGACAGACGUUUUCCCUGGAAAGUGAGCCCUGCACACAGUGUACCUGCCAGGAUGGAGAGGUGCAGUGUGAAGCCAUCUCAUGCUCUGUUUCCUGCUCUCAUCCAUAUAUUUUUCCUGGGGAAUGCUGCACAACAUGUGAAGAGUGUACCUUUGAAGGACAUGUGCUGGAAAAUGGAAGCUCCUACAUACGGAAGGUUAACCCCUGUGUUGUGUGUCAUUGUUAUGCUGGUAAUGUACAGUGUGAACAGAGGGAAGGUCCUUGCACUCCAUGUGAGCAGAAGACUCAGGACUGCCUGAAUGAAGUCCCAGACAAUUUUUACACCAAUGCGUUCCAAACAUCUCAGCAAGAUACCGUAUUACAAGAGGCCAAUAUGCCACUAAAGCCACCAAGUUUCACUAAACCACCUGGAUCUAGCAGCCUUUCUCUAUCUCAACAACUAGUUUUAAGCAGGAACUUGGUGACUACAGUCACCUCUUCAGCUAGUCACAGUUCUGUUCCUCACACAGAAGUCCCAUAUCCCAAUGUAGCUCACGGAUUGCAGACUGCGGAUAAUAAUGCAAUUCACAACACACAAUCAGUAUCUGGUGUACAAUUUAAAAUAAAUACAGACUUUGUUCAAUAUAUAAAAGAUGAUCCAGUAUCUCAUGCUGACAUCAUAAGUACUACUCAGUCUAAAGACAAUGUCUAUGUGUCUGUUUCUACCUCAACUACAUUUCCUAAUCAAGCUGUCCCACACAGUAGUGCCACCAGUCAUACUUUGCCUACAACUAGGCACUCUACAUCAACAAUAGCUUAUGACAUUGUAUCUUACACUAAUGUGCCCCCUAGUAUUCUGUCUAUGUCAUCUUCUAGCAUCACUGAAGCAUCUUUCUCACCAGGAACAUCCACUAGCUCAAUUCACCCCCCAGAAAAUGGUUCUGUGGCUUCUCCCAAACCCACAAUACUUUCAGGAACUACUGUCAAAGACAAAAAGUUCCCCAUGUCUUAUCAUGACCUUGGAAAGCUAUCGCCUUGGGGGAAAAACACUUAUACAGCUUUAAUGACUACAAAAGCCCCAGGCGGUGCUGUCUCACCAUCAAGACCUUCUGGUCAUUUCCACCAUAUGGAAGAUACCUCAAAACAUACAUUACCAAAACUGGAAAACACUGAGAUGAAGCAUUAUGACUCUGUAAACUCAAAAGAAUGCUCCCUAAAUGGCCGCAGCUAUACCAAUGGAUCCAUCUACAUUUCUGAUGUGGACCACUGCCUGCAGUGUGAAUGUUUGAAAGAAGAGAUCUACUGUAGACCAGAUACACAUUUCCCCACUGGGCUGUGCUGUCGUGGCUGUUAUACUUUUCCGUUAGAGUCCUGUUCUGGAGAGAACAACCAGAUACACUCAGAGUGGCGUGAAGGCCGCAAGUUCUGCAAGUGUCAGAAUGUAAUACUGCAAUGCCGCACCUGCUCCUACAGAUAUGGGUGUAGCACAGAGGGCACCUCGCAGAGUUCAGAGUCAGAGCAAAGUACAAAGAGCAAGAUUAAUUGGGUUGCACUAGUUAUUGAAGAUGAGCUGAAUCUUGGGGAUGAGAAUUCCAAACCUUGACUACAUAUGUCAUCAUGGUCCAAAUCACUGGGAUGAAAGAUGCAGAACUGUUACCAUCUUCUAAUGUUGAUGCUUCUUCAGCACUCAGAAGCUACACUACAGAUACUGAAAGGUGUUACAGGAACCUUGGUACAGUUCAUUGCUGAGUAUCCAUUCCUCAUCAAAGCAUUGUCAUCAUCAUCAAUAAAUCUGCUACCCUGGAAACAGCUGAAAUCUGAAAGCUGUCCACUGGAAAACAUCAUAACAUUUUGUGAGUCACUCUUCGACUUCAUGUAACAGAUUAGGGAGAUAAUCUGGGAGAAGACAAUUCUCAUGGCUGUACUACCGAGAAGUCCACCAUCACCAACCAAAGGUAGUAAAAAGUUUUCCUGGUAAAACUGCAUCCUGAUUCUGCUGACCAGGGAUAUCACCAGAAGCCAAAGCUAAGUCAGAACAAGAGAUGCCUACACAACAGUGCUGUCACAUCCAUCCUCUAAGGUUCAGCAAUAAUACUGCAUACUAGGAGAAUUUCUGCAGGAGUCCAUGAUGUCUUCAGCAAGAUGUGUAACAAUAUAAAUAUCAUGGGAUAAGCCAUACAAUAUGAUCCAUUCAUAUAAUGCUCCAUUCCUGUGGACACAGUGAGACAGUGAACCUGUUUAAGUGUUGCAAUGUCACAUUCGCUACUAGAAGAGUUCUUGGGUGCAAUAUGACAGUGGUACUUAUAAAAUACCACUGUUUUGAAUAUUUGGAAAUCGUUGUAACAUUAAUUAAGGCAAUCAAACUGGCGGGACUAGCAUUUAAAUACUAAUCACUGAAAAGUUUAAUAAAACAAAUAUUUUAUUCA